Molecule: messenger RNA, 534 nt
Organism: Hordeum vulgare subsp. vulgare (domesticated barley)
Lineage: Eukaryota; Viridiplantae; Streptophyta; Magnoliopsida; Poales; Poaceae
Product: metallothionein-like protein 1
Exons: 2
Coding region: 80-304 (74 amino acids)
Molecular function (GO): metal ion binding
Source: RefSeq, a predicted model, not a curated record
CAAGUCGAGCAUAUGCAUCGUCCAGUGCUCAUCAUCCCAAUUAAAGCCUUUAAUCUUCGGCAACACAGCAGAACCAAGGAUGUCUUGCAGCUGUGGAUCAAGCUGCGGCUGCGGCUCAAACUGCAACUGCGGCAAGAUGUAUCCUGACUUGGAGGAGAAGAGCGGCGCCAUCAUGCAGGCCACCGCCGUCGUCCUUGGCGUCGGGCCUGCGAAAGUGCAGUUCGAGGAGGCCGCCGAGUCCGAUGAGGCUGGCCACGGCUGCAGCUGUGGCGCCAGUUGCAAGUGCAACCCUUGCAACUGCUAAGCUGCAAGCAGUCGAUGCGCUUGUGAUGAUUGUGCCGUGUGUGAUCGAGUGCGAAUAAUGAAACCGGCGCCGGACGUCUGGUUGGUGUUGUGGUGUGGUUUGUUCUUGGUGUCCUUGUGACUUGUGAAACUGUCACUACUGCUUUGUGUUUGUGUGCGCGAACCUAUCUGUGUGUAUCUUUGUAAUGGUCUAUCUAAAUGGACUUAAUAUACAAAACAGGUUCUCGCAAA